CCAAAUGUCAUUUCCUGCUGAUCAUUUAGUACUUUAAAUGGUAACUGAACAGGUGUUAGACAUAAUUUAUGCCUCUAUAUUGAGCAGGAUCUUUGUUUUUAAUGCUUUUAAUAUAUUUGAUCAUUUUGCAUAAGAAAUAUAGUAUGUAAAUUGUCAAAUCCUGAGAAAUAGGAGGUGUUCCUUUUCUGUGUUGCUCAAACACGACUAAGGUUAAAUUUGUUGGUCUGAUAUUAAUUCAUCCAGCUGUAAUCUAGUUAUAUUGUAGCUAUUAACACUAAUUAUGUCCCACGGGAUAAAAUGGUUUUUAUGCCAUGGUUUUAAACUGUAUUUUAGCUUUUUUAUUGUAAUAAAAUUGAACCCCUUUACCGUUUUUUCCUUACUUGGUUGCCAUAUUGUAUGUUCUGUCUGACUUGCAACACAUUUUUCUUUUUAUAUUAAUUCGCCAUUAUAGGUAGAAUCAGGCUUUUAAAUUAUGUCUAUGUGACUGUUGGCACUACAAAAUGUAUUUUAAAGGGAGUGCCAUUGUCUUUAAAGUCAAAAAGUAAUUUUAAACCACCUUUCUGGCUGCUCGUCACAGUAAUCAGGCUGAUCAGAAUUAGAACAGAAAUUACAAUGUCUACCUAAAUGCUGCCAGAAUUUUAGUGUUUUAAAUUACAGUUUUCGUAGUGAAUUGUAAGCAUCUGGGACUGAACCACAAGAAGCUUUUAAAUUCCUUGAUAGGGUGUCAGUUUAUUAUGUCUUCUUUCCCAGAAAACAUUUCCUCUGGCUGCUUCUUCAUCGCUGGAUACAUUACACAUGUACAUUUUUCUGUCUAUGAACUCAAAUUCAUGUUGCAAGCAUGAAUGUCACUACGUUUACCUUUUGCGACGAUUCAGUUGUGCUUUGACGCCAAAAUUUUGGCUUUCCAACUCACGAUUUUCACUUAUUCCUCAAUUUCGAACACGGUAUAGAAUAAAACGGUUGUUAGCUAUAAGCCUGGAAGCUGAGCAGAUUUUAACAUAUGCCUGUGACUUGUAGGUUUUGUGAAGAAGAUCAGAGCUGCUGGAGAAACUGUGAUGAUUGUUGCCAGAGAAUCAUGACAGAGUGAAACUGUUUUAAUGUUGAUAUUGUUCUUCUUAUUAUUUUUUACAGUUUCUAGCAUAGUUUUAUUUAAACAUUUUUAAUCUGUUUUUACAUAUUUAUUCUAACAAAUUGUGACCAUUUUAUUGAAUCUAACCUUCAUUGGUUGCCAUAUUGUUUACUUUUUCUUACGAACUAAACAAGAGCAUCUGAAUCAGUUUUAGAGUUUUUCUUAGUUUUUGACCAAGUUUUUCUAAUUCUGGCAUGAAGGAGUCAGGAAAGGGAGCAAUAGGAGACAAGAGGGUGGGGUGGGGUGAGUGGCUGGGGGUCAGAUGAGACAGAGGGUUUAGGAUCCAGUCCAUCCAUCCUUCAGUACUCCCUUGACUCGGAGUGGGCCGGCGGACAAAGUGAUCAUUGUUUCCCAGUUGGCGAAGAGUUUUCCACUCCAGUAAAGGUAACGGGACAUUUUGAUUUCUUACUUUUCUGUUUUUACCACAAAGAUGAUUUCACAGCUAAUGAAGUGAUUGGUGAACAUAUGUAUUGUACUUAUUCAAAAUACUCUUUUUUAAAUAUCUUUACAAUUUGUAUUCAUUUAUUUUUAUUUUGACUAUAGAUAAAAUAGCAUUCAUAAUUAAAGUGGCUUUUAAUGCUCCUAAGCUGUAAAUGAGCUGAGAUAAUGUUAAAAAUUGUUUGUAAAUGUUUAGAAUUUCCUUUUUGAUGGCAGACCAUUUCGAAGCUGGCCUUAAACGUUGGCCUAAAGGUGUGAAAUAUCCCGUGACCCCUGAGUGUCCUCCCACAUGAGAGGAAAAAGGGAAAUAAAGUAAGAGCUGAGGAGGAGAGAUCGUUUUGUUGUUGCUCCAAGAUAAGGGGAUAUUACAGCUUGUGGAAAGGAGCUUAUGGCAGAGGAGAGACAUGAUUCACUGGGGAAGAAGUGAAGUGCUUCUUUCUCGUAUAGAUGAGCUUUUAGCCUUCCAGGGAGAACGUUGGCUGCAAAUCGCAGAGGGGGCGGGGUGUCUAUGUGGUGUCUAUUGUGUCUAUGAGAAGAUGAUGUGUGUGUUUACCAGGAGAAAUUAUACAAAACUAACAAGAAGAACAAUUUCUGCAGAGGGGGGAAAUUAUGCUUCUCCAUCCUGAUGAGUUAAAUAUUAUCUUAUGCACCUCAUAAGUUUUAUGCAUGUAAUGAAUAUCAUGAACUCAGGCUCACCGAUGCAGUGCAGCUGUAACUCCUCAGUCGGGCACCUUUCAUCACCUUACUGGAGCCGAGCAGUGCUGUUUCCUGACUGGGCCUACAAACCAGCCUGGUCUCCUGGUUCCAGGCAGGUUCAGCUGUGGCACUUCCUGUUGGAGCUGCUGGGCUGCGGCGAGGGCGGAGCCAUCGGCUGGGGGGGCGAGUGGGGCGAGUUUGUCAUCAGGGACCCCGAGAGGCUGGCCAGACUGUGGGGGGAGAGGAAGGGCAAACCACACAUGAACUACGACAAGUUGAGCCGGGCGCUCAGAUACUACUACAACAAACGCAUCCUGCACAAGACCAAAGGGAAAAGAUUCACCUACAAGUUCAACUUCAGCAAACUCAUCCUCGUCAACUAUCCAGGGUACCUGCCUCCGUCCAGCCAUCAGCUGGUCCACAGGGCCCCGCUAUGCCUCCCAUUCCUCCCCUCUGAGAGUGGCCUUCCUCACUGUGGAGGAGCAGGAUCAUUGAUAGACAGAGCUGCUGGGCCUCUGCCUCACACCCUCCUGCUCCCCAAGCCGCUCCCGGUGCCUCAGCCCCUCCACGGCCCCUUCGCCUUCAUCCCCGCUGCCGCUCGCCCGGAGGUCGGCCAGAGAGAGCCCAGGGAGUCGGGUCUAAAUGCAAAUGGCUGGCUGCACAGAAGCUCCGCAGACUGGGACAUGAAUCCCCACAUAAGCUGGAACCUGUCAGGAGAGAAGCAGCAGGACGACGACAGAGUGGGGAAACAUGCAGACUGAGGACAGGGAAUACAAAUGAAAGACUUUCUUUCAUUAACUCUCUCCAGUUUAAUUAUUUUUGUCUUUGUUUUGAGUCAUUGUGGCAUAGUUUAUUACCUGUGGAUUAAAAUUCACCACAUUUGUAAACUAUUUAUGGGCUUGGACUUCCUUUUUAAUAGAACUACUGAUAAACCCUGCAUCUUUUAUGGGGUGGCAGGGGAACUAAACUUGUAAACAAUUACCAACAUAGGACUUGUGUUUUGGUAAAUAAAUCAAUGCACUUGCAGCAUACAUUAUUUAGCUGUUUGUCUUGCUUCCUAUCCCCCUGCUUUGAGCUUUAUGAAAAUGAUAUGAGUGGUAUGCCAUAAAUGAUGCAUUCAAACAGGGACUGAGGAAUUUUCAUCAAAGCGGGUCCCACAUGUCUGUCAUCUAUGCAGCAUCAGGACCAGCUCCCUCUUCUUGCAGUUACCACUCCAACAGAGCAGGGGGCAGUAAAGCGUUUGAGAUGCAGAAGACCUUUUACAGGGCUUGCUCCUUUACAGUUAGCCGGUGAAUAAACCGGGCAGAGGGGAUGCCGAAAAGUGAGGGAGGAGUCUGAAAAGCGUUUUAGCGCUGGAAGAGUCGUUCUCUUAAAUCAGGAAGAUAAAGCCGCAGCAGUUUAAGUUAAUUAAGUUAGCCUUAAGGGUUGGAAGACAAUUUCACUCGUUUUAGUUAGCUGUGUUUCUUUAGCAGGACUCGAAAUUUAAGUAAAAACAGAACUAGUACAUUUUUAUCUUAUAUAUCAUGAAUUGAAUUUUUUAUGAAUGUAAAUUUUUCUUUUCAAUACACAAUUUUAAAAUAUCGUAAAUCUAAUUUUUCAGGUAAAUAUGUGAUCCCGGUAUUUGAAGGCCACGUAAGGACGAUAACUCUCAUUAAAAUUAAAAAUAAAUCAAUAACUUUAUAAAUGUAAAUAAAUAAUACACCAAAGCUUGUAAUUUUUUCUUUUAAAUUCACAAAUUACAUUUAUUUUCAUGAAAAAAAAAAAACCCGCCACCGACCCCUUAGUGCGCCGCUCGUCUCACCGGCUGGCGAAUGGAGCAAAGCCCCAUUUCAGGGAGGGAAAGCUAUGUAGAAGGAAGAUGUUUCACUCUGAUAAUAUUUUUGGAUAUCAUAAAUGGGUUCAUUAUUUUUUUGUACUCUCACAUUCAUUUUGUUACAUCUUAUAAAUAUUUAAAUGUAAACGACAAAAAACAAUUAAAAAGAAAUGAUUUUUCCCAAUACUUA
Xiphophorus hellerii (green swordtail) is the source of this 4266-nucleotide messenger RNA. RefSeq names its product ETS domain-containing transcription factor ERF-like. NCBI's taxonomy places the organism in Eukaryota, Metazoa, Chordata, Actinopteri, Cyprinodontiformes, Poeciliidae. The coding region runs from base 2212 to 3024 and encodes 270 amino acids. Gene Ontology annotation, biological process: regulation of transcription by RNA polymerase II; cell differentiation. Gene Ontology annotation, molecular function: sequence-specific DNA binding; DNA-binding transcription factor activity, RNA polymerase II-specific. Gene Ontology annotation, cellular component: nucleus. The transcript is spliced from 6 exons. The record is from RefSeq and is a predicted model, not a curated record.